Molecule: messenger RNA, 2773 nt
Organism: Somion occarium
Lineage: Eukaryota; Fungi; Basidiomycota; Agaricomycetes; Polyporales; Cerrenaceae
Source: the annotation of a GenBank genome assembly
AAUGUGUGGAUGGUGCAACACAUGCGUGGCGAUGCGAAGAACGCCUCCGAACGAGGUGGAACCCCCCAGAAAAUCCUCGAAAUUAAAUAACCAAGACUCGGGCGCGUAAAAAAAACAGGCUUCACCCUCAACCACAAGGCUUACUUUGAAUCUUUCCUUUCACCGUCGGCUUUCCUAUAAUCUUUUCUUACUUGUCACGACCAUUUGACGAUCAUGUCCGUUGUCGGUGUCGAUUUCGGUACUCUGCACAGCAAGAUCGGUGUCGCGAGAAAACGUGGUGUCGAUAUCAUUGUGAAUGAAGUAUCCAAUCGUGCCACUCCUUCUCUUGUCUCCUUUGGCCCCAAGCAGCGAUCUAUUGGAGAGUCGGCAAAGACUCUCGAGACUUCCAAUUUCCGAAACACCAUUGGAGCCCUUAAACGUUUAAUUGGGCGAAGUUUCAAUGACCCCGAGGUACAGGAAGUCGAGAAGAAAUUUUUGCAUGUGAAUCUGGUCGAUGCCAAUGGCACUGUCGGUGUGCAAGUCAACUACCUUGGCGAGCAGCGUGUUUUCACUGCUACACAACUUGUUGGCGCAUACCUCGGCAAGCUUCGCGAUAUUGCUGCAGCUGAGCUCAGGACAGGCGUCAGCGAUAUCGUCAUCACCGUGCCCGGCUGGUUCACUGACAUCCAAAGGAGAGCACUCCUAGAUGCAGCUCAGAUUGCCAAUCUCAACGUCCUCCGUCUCAUCAACGAGACAACCGCCGUCGCACUCAGCUGGGGUAUCACCAAAUCCGACCUCCCUGAAGCCGAAAACCCUCGCCACGUUGUAUUCGUCGAUAUUGGCCACUCUUCCAUGUCCGUUGCCGUUGUCGCGUUCUCCAAGGGUCAACUCAAUGUCAAAGCCACCGCUUUCGAGUCUCGCGUUGGCGGCCGUGACAUCGAUUACGUCCUCGUGCGACACUUCUCUGAGGAGUUCAAGACGAAGUACAAGAUCGAUGUUCUCUCCAACCCUAAGGCCACUUUCCGACUAGCUGCAGGAUGCGAUCGUGUGAAGAAGGUGCUUUCUGCCAACGCCGAGGCACCCCUGAACGUCGAGUCGAUCGUAAAUGACGUCGAUGCUUCAAGCAGGCUCAACCGCGAGGAAUUCGAGGAGCUCAUCGCUCCCAUCCUCGAGCGUAUUGAGGCUCCUAUCAAGCAGGCUAUUGCCGACUCUGGUCUCACUCUCGAGCAAAUCGACGUUGUCGAGCUCAUCGGUGGCUGCACUCGUAUCCCGGCCGUUCGCCACCGCAUUCAGACUGCUUUUGGUGGCAAGAACCUUUUUACCACUUUGAACCAGGAUGAGGCCGCUGCUCGUGGUGCCACCUUCGCUUGCGCUAUGCUUUCCCCCAUCUUCCGUGUCCGUGACUUCUCCAUGCACGAUCUCAACCCUUACUCCGUCAAGGUUCAAUGGGAGCGUCAGCCUGAGGACCCUGAUGAAGAUACCGAGCUCGUUGUCUUCCCCAAAGGCAACAUCGUUCCCUCCACCAAGGUCCUCACCUUCUACCGUAAGGCCGCAUUCGACCUCGAGGCGCGAUAUGCCGAUACCUCUGAGCUUCCUGGUGCGAUCAACCCUUGGGUCGCCAAGUUCACCGCCAAGGAUAUUCCUUCCACUUCAUCUGGCGAUUUGACCGUCGUGAAGGUUAAGACGCGCUUGAACCUCCACGGUGUGCUCUCCUUUGAGCAGGCUUAUGUUGAAGAGGUUGAGGAGAGGGAGGAGAGCAUGCAGGUUGACGGCGAGGAACAGCCCAAGAAGAAGAAGGUUAUCAAGAAGAAGGAUGUUCCAUUUGUCUGGUCAAACACCCAACUCGACUCUAGCAUUCUUGAGAAAUACAGGCAACAAGAGGCGGAGAUGCACGCCGCCGACAAGCUCGUUUUUGAUACUGAGGACCGCAAGAACGCUCUUGAGGAGUACAUCUACGACAUGCGUAACAAGCUCGAUGACCGUUACGCUCAUUACGUCCAGCCUCAGGAGAAGGAGAAGCUCCGCCAGGCUCUCCAAGAAGCCGAGGACUGGCUCUACUCUGAGGAAGGCGAGGACUCGACCAAGUCCGUCUACGUCGCGCGUCUCGACGCUCUCAGAGUUCUCGGAGACCCCAUCUCAAACCGGUACCGCGAGACCGAGGAGCGUUCCAGGGUGAUCUCACAACUCAGGGAGACGAUCAACAGCUACAUGCAACAAGCCACGUCCGCCGACGAGCGGUUCUCGCACAUUGACGAAAAGGACAAACAGACGAUCGUCGAGAAGUGUGCUACUGUGCAACAAUGGCUUGAAGACCAGAUCGCUCGUCAAUCUGAGCGUCCAAAGAAUGUCGACCCUGUACUCAAAAGUGCGGAUGUGCUCAAGAAGAGGGAUGAGAUUAUCUACUUUGCCACUCCCAUCCUCACCCGUCCUAAACCCAAGCCUCCAAAGGUUGAGGGUACCGAGACUCCUAAGAAAGAGGGCACUGAGACUCCCAAGACCGAGAAACCUCAGGGUGAGCAGCCCGCUAAGGAGGAGGGGAUAGAGAUGGAUGUGGACUAGAUUUUCCUCUCCGUGUGCCGUGUUCCUUCAUUGAUUUGUUGUCUGGCCGGGUGCUUGGAAUUCAAGUAGGGCAGUACAUCUACGUAGAAGAAGAAAAGUAAUGUGUAGACUGUAGACAUACCAAUACGAUUCGCUUGCUCUUGUACCGAAAUGGCCGCUCCGGUUAUUUUGGGCCUCUUAGCAAUGGGUUCACGUGGUGUUUCAUCUAUAGUCAUUCAAGUCCAAUCAUCUUAAC